AGAGGCGCGCGCGCGGUCACAACUCGGCGACGGCAGCGUUGGGGCAUGCAAAUUAUGCCAAAUAGCAUCAUCGACGGGAGCACGAGCAGUAGCAGCAGCAGCAGCAGCACCGACAACCGAUCAGAAAAUGCAGCAGGGCACAGGAGCGGCGACGUCAUCGGCGGCAGAUAGCGGGAAGGGGCCGACGGACGGACUGGCGUCCAGGUGCGGUGGCGACGGCGGCGAAGGAGGCGGCGGGAACAGCUGCUCCUCCGGCGAAUCCGGAUCCGGAUCCGGCGACCCAGCAGCAGCGACUAGCACAACGAUUAGCAAGACAACCAAGCAGGAGGAUUCGGGGGAGCCGAAGGAGCAGGUGGCCAUCCACUACCUGGCCAGCUUCCACGAGCUCUGCGUGGUCACCGCCCUGCUGCCGCUGGUGACGCUCUUCACGUGCUUCGUGACCGCCUACGUCUUCCAGUACGACGAUGUCCACGAGACACAUUGCCGCGUCUACAACAUAAUACCCUCGAUAAGUGCAAUUACCGGCGUCAGUCCGCAGCGCUACUUCUGGCGCUUCAGCAUUGCGCUCCACAUCGGACCGCGCAUCCCCAUCGCCUUCGUCUACAAGAACUACUACCGCUCGCAGCUGCGUCGGAUCAGUCCCGCCCAGGUGCCUCAGACCAGCCUGCUCAUCACGCUGAUCCUGGUGCUCAACUGCAUCGAGAUCGCGGCCUUGGGCGGCGUCACCUAUAUAUCGAAUCGAGAGAACUACCCCGUUCACGAGCGCAUCUUCAUCACGUUCAUGAUAUGUUCGCUGUGCUACAUGCUCGCCACGAUCAAGCUGAACGGCAUCCUCAAUGCCGGACAAUCGCUGAGCGAACAGCAGCAACUGUCCAUCAAGUGGAAGAAGAUCCUCUUCGCCGUCUCCAUCCUGAGCACCAUCGGACUGCUGGUGUUCUUCGCCAAACACCGCUUCUACUGUCACGACUUGGCCUUCAGUUGGUUCGCGUUCUUCGAGUACUUGAUCGCCAUCGCCAACAUGCUGUUCCACUUCACCAUUAUCUGGGACUUCCCCUCGCAGUUCAUGAUGAUCGUGCAGGGACCACGCGAGAAUCUCGCCCAGUACUUGAGCACCCGGCCGAAAGUGGACUAGAUUGGAGCCCCGACUAGAUCCCACCUGCAUGCCACUUCUCCAGUGUAUAGUGUGUGUAAUUCCCAUACGAAACGUACAAUUAACGAACUUCUUCAACUUCAAAACUAAGCGCUUCCAUACCGAUCAACAACAAAAUUAGCAUUCUUCUAUUUUCUUCGAUUCUCCUUACACACUAAUCAAACCGAAGUAAGAAACCAUAAAUCCAAAGUAAUUAGGAAAUGAAAACCGAAACGAAACGAAAGCGAAAUGUUCCAUAGUUCCAGGAUUAAUAUAAUUAUUAAAUGAAAACCAACAAGUAUGUAAAGAAAUUUGCCAGAUUAGAGGGCAUAACGUUCUAUGUACACAUUCUAAAUACUUGAAAUAAGUUACCUAAGGAUUAAGUGCACCCAAAACAGCAAACCAACAAUAAUGUAACAAUUGUGUAUGCCUAAUGGAUAGCAGCUCGCCAGAUCUCAUGUCAAUUUCGAAUCGAAUCCAAAAGAGCCAGCAAAGGGCGACCAGCGUCAGCGUUUCAUUUGUUAGGCAGUAAAAUAAAUAGAAGUCGUAUUA
Drosophila takahashii is the source of this 1681-nucleotide messenger RNA. RefSeq names its product post-GPI attachment to proteins factor 2-like. The record is from RefSeq and is a predicted model, not a curated record. Gene Ontology annotation, biological process: GPI anchor biosynthetic process. Gene Ontology annotation, cellular component: endoplasmic reticulum membrane; Golgi membrane. Lineage: Eukaryota; Metazoa; Arthropoda; Insecta; Diptera; Drosophilidae.